ACAGAACCCAAAACAAACCCCAUUUUCGCUGUACCGCGCAUUCAUUCAAUACGGGAUCCUGUAUUGCACAUAUUCAAAACCCGGUUUAUUGUGUCUAGCUGAAAGUUUUCAUUCGUCAAAUUUGUAAAAUCUAAUUGCUUCACUAUAGGAAAAAUGGCAAAACGCGGUGCACUGUCAGAUUUAAACCACGACAACUGGAAUGACGAGGAAGAAUCCGAGGAAGCCGGAAAGUUUACCCAGGCUUCUGAUCAGGAACUCAAAAAACGUGUCAUUAAAACAGCCCGGCGUCGUAUGGCUCCUGGAGCUGAAUCAAGUAGUUCGUCAGGAAGUGGUUCGGUUUUUAGUGGAUUCAAAGGGUUUUCUGCGGUCACAUCCACGCCAGCGACUAAACCCCCUAAUGCGGGGAGUCCAUUCUCGUUUCUCAGUGGCAUCAGCAAACCGACCAAUGGAACCGCAAAUGUACCAUCGUCAUCGGUCAGUGGAUCUAUUGGCAGUGCAACAACUUCUGCUUUAGGGGCCAGUAUUUUUGCCACAACUGAUCCAAGCAAAAAAAUUUUCUCCGGUUUCGGUAGUCCACCGAAAGGAGUUGUCUCUCCUUCAACUGGGAAAAUGGAAGACAAAGCUAAAACAGAGGAUUAUAUAGCAAGCAUAAAGGCCCUUAAUCAAUCGGUGGCCGCUUGGGUGUCUGAAAAGGUGAACGAAGAUCCUAUUUGUUUACUUACCCCAAUAUUCAAAGAAUAUGCAAAAUAUUUAGAGGAAAUUGAAGCCAUGAAGAAAAAGGAUUCGCCUGAACCGGCUUCAGCGGCUCCUACCGGUUUUACUGUUGGAAACUCUACUCCAGUCGCUGCAAAAAUUGAGACAGGAUCUGCAACCGCGGCAAAGAAAUUCAGUUUUGGUUUUGGAGCCACGUCAUCUUCGAACCCGGGAUCCAGUUUUUCGUUUGCGAAUGUGGCAAAGCCAGCUGCUGAAACCAAGCCCAAGGAGGAUGGCAAAGCCGAGGAUGAUGGUGAAGAUGACGAGCCUCCGAAGGCCGAAUUCACUCCUGUUGAGGAAAAGGAUAGCAUCUUUUCCAAGCGUUGCAAACUAUUUGUAAAGGUGGAAGGAGACUACUCCGAUCGUGGCGUUGGAACACUGCACUUGAAAAAGGUUGAAAGCAAAGUUCAGGUCAUUGUUCGAGCUGACACCAAUCUGGGAAAUAUUCUGCUGAAUAUUAUUCUGAACGAGUCGGUUCCUCUGCAGCGUAUGGGCAAAAACAAUGUCAUGAUGAUUUGUUUGCCAACGCCGGAAUCAAAGCCACCGCCGUCGUCUGUGUUGCUUCGGGUCAAAACCGCCGAGGAAGCGGAUGAGCUCUACGAAAUAUUGAAUAAAAACAAGCCGAAAUGAACGGAUAGCUUUGUUACAUACAUUCGUAUUAGUUAAAUUUCUGCGAUUCAUUUUCGCAAUUCUAAACAAUAUACUUUAUACUGAUAAUCAUA
This is a messenger RNA of Toxorhynchites rutilus septentrionalis, 1475 nucleotides long. RefSeq names its product nuclear pore complex protein Nup50 (gene Nup50). Bases 154 to 1383 code for a protein of 409 amino acids. The transcript has 3 exons. Lineage: Eukaryota; Metazoa; Arthropoda; Insecta; Diptera; Culicidae. The record is from RefSeq and is a predicted model, not a curated record. Gene Ontology annotation, cellular component: nuclear pore. Gene Ontology annotation, biological process: protein import into nucleus.